AUGGCUCGAUCGCGAAGCUUCAGGGCUGUGGAGGGCAGCCAGGUGGCCAAGGCGACGAGUGGCCAAGCUCGGGGCGGGUUCUCGGGGGCCGUGGACGAUGUGUUGGACUCGGUGCUUGAGCCGGCGGGACGAGGGACCAAUACAGGCCGUGACAAGGUGCCAGGCCAAGUUCGGAGCGUAGGCGAGAGGGUCUAA
Diaporthe batatas is the source of this 195-nucleotide messenger RNA. RefSeq lists its product as uncharacterized. The record is from RefSeq and is a predicted model, not a curated record. Bases 1 to 195 code for a protein of 64 amino acids. NCBI's taxonomy places the organism in Eukaryota, Fungi, Ascomycota, Sordariomycetes, Diaporthales, Diaporthaceae. The transcript is spliced from 2 exons.